AUGCGCAAUGCAACCGACCAAUCCAUCUCUAAUCACACAAUCCCCAUCUCCUCACUGCUCCACGCACCUGCCGUUGCCGCUGAGGCUGCCGCUGCCGCUGACGCUGCCGCUGCCGCUGCCGCUGCUGCUGCUUCGGCUGCACCUGAUGCCUCAUCCGGCUGCCGGCUGCCGGCUGCACAACCAUCAUGCCCACCUCGGUGA
Molecule: messenger RNA, 201 nt
Organism: Spirometra erinaceieuropaei
Lineage: Eukaryota; Metazoa; Platyhelminthes; Cestoda; Diphyllobothriidea; Diphyllobothriidae
Source: the annotation of a GenBank genome assembly